Messenger RNA from Chaetomium globosum CBS 148.51, 1485 nucleotides. RefSeq lists its product as uncharacterized. Bases 1 to 1485 code for a protein of 494 amino acids. NCBI's taxonomy places the organism in Eukaryota, Fungi, Ascomycota, Sordariomycetes, Sordariales, Chaetomiaceae. Gene Ontology annotation, cellular component: cytoplasm; cytosol; phenylalanine-tRNA ligase complex. Gene Ontology annotation, molecular function: phenylalanine-tRNA ligase activity; ATP binding; tRNA binding. Gene Ontology annotation, biological process: phenylalanyl-tRNA aminoacylation. The transcript has 9 exons. The record is from RefSeq and is a predicted model, not a curated record.
AUGGCGCCAACAAGCAGCAAUUCCACCGAGGACCUCCCCUCGGAGGUCCUCCAGGCACUGUCCAAGUCUGACCUGAUUUCGUCCACAGAAGCCUUUCCCGAUGUCCCCUUCAAAUCGAUCAAAGCUGCUCUAGACCGUCUCGCGUCCCGGUCUAUGGUCACAUACGAGCAGGUUGAGCGCGAAGAGGCUUUUCUGGAGCCCGAGGCUGAAAUUAUUGUGAGCCACGGCAGCCACGAAGCCCGUGUCUUCGAGGCGGUGCGCCAAGCCGUGGACGGUCUCUCGAUUCAGGACCUCGAGAGCAAGAUUGGUGACAAGACGGUGACCAAACUUGGUCAGGGCAAAGCCUUCAAGGAGAAGUGGAUUAAGAAGGAUGGUGCAAAGCUCAUUGCAUUGGUCGAAUCGAUCGACGAUGUAACACGGAACCAGCUCAAGGUCAUCCAGGAAAAGCGGACACACGACGCCAAGAUUGUAGCCGACUUGAAGAAGCGCAAGCUGCUAAAUAUGCAGAAGGUUAUCUCCUUCAGGAUAAGCAAGGGGCCCAAGUUCGCGCUCGAGUUGGUAAAGGAGGAGACAGAUCUCACGGCCGAAAUGCUAGCAUCAGGCUCAUGGAAGACGGCCGCCUUCAAGCCGUACAACUUCAAGGCGUUGGGUGCGGAUCAACACGCUGGCGCUCUACACCCUCUGAACAAGGUGCGACAGGAGUUCAGGCAAAUCUUCUUCGAGAUGGGCUUUACGGAGAUGCCCACAAACCGGUUUGUCGAGUCGGGAUUCUGGAACUUCGACGCCCUGUUCGUCCCUCAGCAACACCCUGCGCGCGACCUACAAGACACCUUUUACGUAUCAGACCCCGUGAGGGCUGGUAGGCCUGGGCCUGCAUCCGCGGAAGACAAAGCCGACUACGAGGCGUAUUUCCACAACGUGAAAGCUAUCCACCAGGAUGGAAAGUUUGGCUCAAUUGGGUACAGAUACCCAUGGUCCGAAGACGAAUCGCUAAGAAACGAGACCUUGGACGCCACUCAUCUCUGCGAGUUCCAUCAUGUCGAAGGUGUCAUCGCUGAUUACGGGCUGACCCUGGGCGGUUUGAUGGAGUUCAUGGACAUGUUCUUCGGGGCGAUGGGCGUGACUGAUCUGCGUUACAAGCCGGCCUACAACCCCUACACCGAGCCGAGUAUGGAGAUUUUCUCGUACCACAAGGGGCUCAACAAGCUCAUCGAGAUCGGCAAUUCGGGCAUUUUCAGGCCCGAGAUGUUGGAGGCAAUGGGUUUGCCCAAGGAUAUGAGAGUGUUCGGUUUCGGUUUGAGCUUGGAGAGGCCGACAAUGAUCAAGUACGGCAUGUCAAACAUCCGUGAACUGCUUGGCCACUCCGUCGACCUCAACUUCAUCCAAAGGAAUCCGGCGCCCUAUAGGGAUACGGAGCCGUCCCCACUCCCACGGGCACCCAAGACGAUUGGCACAUUCCUCAAGUUCUACACGUGGACACGUUGA